UCUAUGUUUCUUAUUAACCGUAUACAAUAAUCCAUACAGUCCUGCAUCUGUCUCAUUCACACGCUGCUCCUUGUGGUUCUUAUUCCUCUGGCACAGUAAGUGUCCACUCCAGAAACGACUCUUUAGGGCCCUUUUCGCCCUUAUCAUCUUCCUUUCUCUAACUCCCCCUAGUGCCUAGAAAGCACAUCAUUCGCUCGUGUGAAUCUUAGCUAAGCUAUAAGAGUGAGAGAGGGAGGGAGGGAGAGAGGGAGAGUGACAAAGGGGAGGAGGCAAGGGAAAGUGUGAAGCCCCUCCUCUGGAUGACAUCAGCACCAGGGCUGAGGCUGAGCUGGAGGCAGAUGUAACUUCACACUUAUAGUGAGCUCCAGGCAGCUGAGCAGACCUGCUGAAUCCUCUCAACCUCUCUCUCUCUCUCUCUCUCUCCCUCUCUCUCUCACUCUCUCCAUUUGCCAAGGAGUGUGUGUAUGUGUGUGUAUAUGUGUGCGUUCUCGUGUGAAUACAUGUGCGGACACAAUAACACACCAACACAGCUCUCUGUUCUGCGACUUCUGGGCUUAUUUCUUUGGAUUUCUAAGACGUUGGAUAUAUACACUGUGGACUGACUCGUUUAUUGUUGGAGGAUAUUUCUUUAAGUUUCACAAUUUUUUGCAUUAAUGCUUUGCAGGAUCUUCCCUGAGGUUAUGACCAGCAUGAACUGCCGCCUGACUGCGUGAGGUCACGCUCCUAAGGAGAGCGAAGGGGCACAAGAUGCUUUCACAGCACAGGAGAGAGUGAGCAAACCUCUUUCACCGUAGAGCCACCAGGCUGGAUACGUUCUUCAUGCUCCUGCCACGAGAGGAGGAACACGAUUUGGGGGUAACUCUAACAGAGAACAAGAGCCUCCUCGGAUUUCAGCCUGCCUUUACCUGCAGGCUAAGUGGGCUCUGGGCUCUUGAUGUCAUGUCCAUUCUACCGAAGGACAUACCGGAACCCUACAAAGGAAUCUCCCAGACUCACAAAAGGGUCUAAUUAGGGGUCCUAACCACUGCGCCGUGAAGUAAAAGGAUUCUUCACGCACUGGACUCCCUCUGUAUCUUUUUUUCUUUUUUUCCCCAUUUUUUUUAAAUUAUCUGAAUUGCAUGCCUGCAUUAGUGCACUAGAGGUCUGUUUUGAAGCAGAGGAGUUUUCUUUAGAGGUUUAUCUACUACAAAACCUUUGAUGGCAUGAACUGUAGACACUGCGGUACAAGGCAGGAGGUCGGCAGUACAAACAAGGAUCAGCUGGAUCAGGAUAUAACCAAAGAAGACUCUUCGGACAGUGCAGAGAAGAAAGGGGGAGUUUAAAGCAUCACUGUUUUUUGGGUGAAAGAAGAGGAUUAACUGGCUCCUCUAAAUCAGGGAGGACAAACAAACUGAGAACAUUAAUAAUGGCGUGCCAGUACAAGUCCUUCUUCGUCUUCUUCAUCAGAGCUGGGGUUCUCUUGGGUCUGGCCAAUCCACUGGUGACCUCAGCCUCCUGUCCAUCACAGUGCCGGUGUGAUGGGACAUUCAUCUACUGCAAUGACCGGGAGCUUACUUCUAUUCCUACAGGAAUCCCACAGGAUGCCACCGUCCUCUUCCUACAGAACAACAGAAUUAAGAGCGCAGGCAUCCCUGCUGACCUACGGAGACUCAACAAUGUGGAGAAGAUCUACCUAUAUUGCAACAACUUGGAUGAGUUUCCUACCAACCUUCCUGUGAAUGUCAAGGAGCUCCAUCUUCAGGAAAACAACAUCCGGACUAUCACCCAUGCCUCAUUGGCACAAAUUCCCUUCAUUGAGGAAUUACACUUGGACGACAAUUCUGUGUCCGCUGUCAGUAUAGAGGAGGGAGCGUUCCGAGACAGCAACCAUCUGAGGUUACUCUUCCUUUCACGCAAUCAUCUGAGCACCAUUCCCUCUGGUCUACCCAUGACCAUUGAGGAGCUUCGCUUUGAUGACAACCGCAUCUCCUCCAUUUCUGAGGCAUCCCUGCAAGAUCUGAUCAAUCUAAAACGUCUGGUGCUGGAUGGCAAUCUCUUGAACAACCGGGGUAUUGGGGAAAUGGCCUUUGUUAAUUUGGUCAACCUGACUGAGCUUUCACUGGUGCGUAACUCCCUCACAUCGCCACCCGCCAACCUGCCGGGCACCAGCCUUGAGAAAUUACAGCUGCAGGACAACCACAUAGACAGGGUACCGGUAGGUGCCUUUGCUUUCCUACGCCAGCUGUACCGCCUGGAUCUGUCUGGCAACAAAUUGAGCAGCCUGCCCAUGGGGGUUUUUGAUGACCUAGAUAACCUUACCCAUCUGCUGCUGCGCAACAACCCAUGGUACUGCAACUGCAGAAUGAAGUGGGUCCGAGACUGGCUGCGCUUGUUGCCCUCUAAGGUCAAUGUGCGUGGCUUUAUGUGCCAAGGUCCUGAUAAGGUCAAAGGAAUGGCUAUUAAGGAUCUAUCCACAGAGCUCUUUGAUUGUUCUGAAACAGAAGUCUCUCCAACAUAUGAGACGAGCACAGUCUCCAUCACGCUGCCACCAUCUCGUCCCCAAUGGCCACUUUAUGUGACUAAAAGACCAGUGAUUAAGGGGCCAGACUUUGGAAAGAACUAUCGCAGUACUACGCCACCAAGUCAUAAGAUUAUCACAAUAAGUGUUAAAUCCAGUACUCCAGACACGGUGCACAUAUCCUGGAGGGUAUCACAGCCAAUGACUGCCCUGCGGCUCAGCUGGUUAAAACUGGGCCACAGCCCUGCAUUUGGGUCCAUCACCGAGACCAUUGUGCAAGGGGAUAGGACGGAGUACUUGCUUACAGCUCUGGAGCCAGAAUCCUCCUAUCGGAUAUGCAUGGUUCCUAUGGAGACCAGUAAUAUUUACUUGUCAGAUGAGACACCUGUUUGCAUAGAGACAGAAACAGGCUCCUUAAAAGCAUACAACCCCACUACAACCUUAAAUAGGGAGCAGGAGAAGGAGCCUUACAAAAAUUCUAGUCUGCCUUUAGCUGCGAUUAUAGGAGGAGCCGUGGCACUUUCGGCCAUCAUAAUGCUGGCACUAGUGUGCUGGUACGUCCACAGGAAUAGUUCUUUGUUUUCCAGGAAUUGCACAUACAAUAAAGGGCGCAGGAGGAAGGAUGACUAUGCGGAGGCUGGUACAAAGAAGGACAACUCCAUCUUGGAGAUUAGAGAGACUUCUUUUCAAAUGAUACCCAUAAAUCACAUGCCAGUGUCCAAGGAAGAGUUUGUGAUACACACAAUUUUUCCUCCUAAUGGUUUAAACCUUUACAAGAGUCCACACAGUGAAAACAGUAUCAACAACAGAAGCUACAGAGACAGUGGAAUACCAGAUUCAGACCACUCCCAUUCAUGAUAAUGUGUGCAGAUUUAAAAGACGUUUUAUUACGAGUGACUGACAUCAGGACUGCCCGGUCUUUUACAAAACACUGGAUUGAAAAGACUGAGAAAGCAAUGUUCUGUACAUUUGCCAUAUAAUUUAUAUUUAAGGACAGUUUAUUAAAAGGAACAAGGCUACAAUUGCAGGCCAUCACUGAGUCCUCAGUGUGUGCUGUCAACAACUGCAAUUAUAUAUUUUAGAGGUUUGUAGUAAUUUGUACUGUACAUCCUUUGCUUAAGGUUUCAGACCAAUUAAAAAAAGUCUUUGUGCUUGACUGAGA
Pangasianodon hypophthalmus (striped catfish) is the source of this 3659-nucleotide messenger RNA. RefSeq names its product fibronectin leucine rich transmembrane 3 (gene flrt3). Lineage: Eukaryota; Metazoa; Chordata; Actinopteri; Siluriformes; Pangasiidae. Gene Ontology annotation, molecular function: protein binding. Bases 1406 to 3355 code for a protein of 649 amino acids. The transcript is spliced from 3 exons. The record is from RefSeq and is a predicted model, not a curated record.